CAAAGAGGUUGCGAGGCAAAAGUGCGAUUGGGUCGGGGAACGAUCAGCUUCGAGUGACGCACUUUUCCCACAUUGGGCAAACGAUGACACGCUGCUAAUUGCAGCGUGAACGCUCACGAAUUGGUGGUCAACCUUCAGGUGAAGCAUGCCGGCUUCGAGCGGAAUUGCCUUUGCAAAUCUUGUGGGGCCGCGGGUUUUGCUCGGGGUUUCGGGACCAAUCCUACUGCCUCCUCAUGGAGACCAAGCUGUCGUCGGGUUUCCCCACCUCCUUCCCCUCAGAAACUAGGUAAUCUCCUCGGAUGCCUCUUAUCGUGGACCUGGCGUUGUCAAUCCUUGCUGACAGGAUUAUCCAAAGUCCGCAAGCUGCAAGCGUGGGUGUUUCUGUACCUUGGUGGAGAACGAGAGGCGGAAGGCUCAGAGCUGAUGAGCUGGGGGUGGUGAGGACCUGCUCUUCCCUCCACUGCUUCAGCACGGCAGAGGAGGUAAAAUGGCGAAGGAUGGGGGAGAAUUUGUUGUUGGAAGUUUGUCCGGAUAUUCCUUAGGCUAACAUGUCGUAGGAGGCCUGCCAGGAAAAUCUACCAGGGUUGUUGCAACUGCAUAAUAAUUUGCAUAGAAGGAGAUGUAUCCACGGCGGAGGUGGGUGGUCUGGAUAAAAUCCUUGCGAUGGGGCGGUUCAUUCCGGUACAGAAGAAAACCUAACAUCACGGUACUGUACGAACCAGAGCAUUAAGACGCCAAGCUGUUCGGAUUCCUGCAGCUACUCAAUUGGCUUAGGGAGUAAUAUUUCUCCCUUAACUUGCAGAGUUUAAGCACAAGCUCUCGAUGAACUGCAAAGGUCUAAGUUGAUUUGAUAACUUUGAAAUACUGUUGCAGUUUCACAUGUACUGCGUUCAGAAGCAGUUGGUUCUGUGCAUUUCUAGUUCUAUAUAUAUAUAUAUAUAUAUAUAUAUAUCAGCAUGGUGAGCUAUAACUCUACUGCGUCGCUUCAACGUUACAUCGUGCAGCGAUGGCGACUACUAAGUUGUUUGGAGACGUCUUUUUUGUUCUUAUUGCACUUUUCAUUAUCCAGGCUCUUAUUCUUCCCGUGUUGGCCAGGCCUCACCUUAUGGAUAAUCCUGCGCAAGCUGCGAUCGGCAUCAGGGCAAGUUUCCUAUACCUUGCAAGAAUCCAAAAUCGAGAAAGCUUGCGGCAUCUGAAAAAUGGUAUGGGGGAGGAGGUUGUGAUAGCUGCGACCGUGGUGGACACAACAAUGGUGGGUACAACAACUGGCCCGGCAAUGGAAACGGAUCAUGUUAUGGAAAUGGUUCGGGCUACGGAAAUGGAGCAGGCUAUGGAAAUGACCCAGGUUCUGGUUAUGGAGACGGAUCUGGCUAUGGGCAUGGACCUGGAGGAUAUCAUCGAGGAGGAGGAGGAGGAGGUGGCGGCGGAGGAGGCGGGGGAGGAGGGGGUGGCGGAGGUGGAGGUGGAGGUGGAGGCGGUGGCGGUGGCGGUGGCGGCGGGGGAGGGGGAGGAGGAGGAGGUCACCAUUGAACCUGUGAAUUCAAUCACAAAUGAAUGUUCGGGAGUAGAUAAGAUCGAUCAGUGAUGAUUCUGUCAACAUCGUAAACAUCGAAGUCGAGUAUAAGCAUUUAAAACGGUUGCCCCUAAGAAUCAUCCGCGAGUGGAAUGAUCUGCUGCAUUCUGAAUUACUGUUAAUUGGAUGGUCUACUGUGACUUUUUAUUUUCGGUGGCGAGACGCUGGCAAGGCUUGGGAUCCAUUUCUAGUGGGAAACCAGCUCAUUUUUCUGUUGAUGUUUGAGGUUCAACCGGCAGGACAAUGCAGGUCUGUUUUCCGAGAUUAAGGGGUUAUCAGUUCAUUAUUCAUGUCUAGAUGGAUGCUUGGUGCUAGUUAAAAAUUGCAGCGGAGGCAAUCAGAUUGUUAAUUAGUGGAAAAUGGACUCAGCUUGCAAAGAUUGUGACUCAUCCCUGUCUGUUCACUUCAAGGCCAUUUGUUGACGUAGUGUUGUGUGACAUCCUUGAAAGCACGAAUGAUGGUAUCCAAUGCUUGCUCAAAUUUCCUUGUAUACAAUCGCAACCAUUACUAAUAAAAUCUACAGCAAAAUCACCAGUCGAGCGUCACACAAGUUUUACCGAUCCUUUCAAUAAAAAUACAUGUAACAUGA
This is a messenger RNA of Physcomitrium patens, 2162 nucleotides long. RefSeq lists its product as uncharacterized. The record is from RefSeq and is a predicted model, not a curated record. Lineage: Eukaryota; Viridiplantae; Streptophyta; Bryopsida; Funariales; Funariaceae.